This is a messenger RNA of Alligator sinensis (Chinese alligator), 1078 nucleotides long. RefSeq names its product dual specificity protein phosphatase 13-like. Gene Ontology annotation, molecular function: protein tyrosine/serine/threonine phosphatase activity; MAP kinase phosphatase activity. The transcript has 6 exons. Gene Ontology annotation, biological process: protein dephosphorylation; negative regulation of MAPK cascade. Bases 360 to 962 code for a protein of 200 amino acids. The record is from RefSeq and is a predicted model, not a curated record. Lineage: Eukaryota; Metazoa; Chordata; Crocodylia; Alligatoridae. Gene Ontology annotation, cellular component: cytoplasm.
GAGGGGAGAGCAACUGCAGGCAAGAGGAAAAGGGGGCUUUCUGCUACAGUAGCUGCUGCUCUUACAGGGCUCCUUUCGCUCUGUCUCAGACCUCUGAGGCUCUAGACACUGCAAACACCUCAAAAACUGGAGCAUAUCUAAGAAGCCUAACUGUCCAGAAAUUGAAUGAAUGCCUAGAAUGGAAUGGGGAAUUAGGAAAACAUUAAAUGGGCCAAAGCAUCAGCCAGAUGAAACCAGUCAAGGAGUUAAUCAAGGAAAAGUAAAAACCCCUUUAAUUCACAAUCACAUACAUCUUCACUGCCUAAAGAAGGAAAACCUGUUUUGGACAGUGCCUGAGCACAUGACACAGAAGAACAGGGAUGCUGCACCCCAGGAGCUCUUCCUCUGAAACCAGCAGCCAGGAAAGCCAAGCACCAUACGAGACACCAGAACUAUUUGACCUUCAGAGGCUGUUCUGGCUCAGAGGUGGAUCUGACAAUCACGUGGACCAAGUCUGGCCAAACCUUUAUCUGGGAGAUGCAUGGGCUGCUAGAAGUAAAGCAACUCUUCAAAGCCUUAAUAUUACUCACAUCCUAAAUGCAGCAGAUGGGCCAUACAGUAUCAACACAGGAGCCAGAUAUUACAGAGCUCUACAAAUAGAGUACUAUGGAGUAGAAGCAUUUGAUGACCCUUCCUUUGAUUUAAGUAUCUUUUUCUAUGAUGCUGCUAAUUUCAUACACAAAGCCUUAAACACACCAGGAGGUAAAGUGUUUGUCCAUUGUGCCAUGGGGAUAAGCCGCUCAGCAUCUCUUGUGCUUGCCUUUUUAAUGAUCCAUGAGGAUAUGACACUUGUAGAUGCUUUGAAAACAGUGAAUUCUCAAAGGGAAAUCUGCCCAAACACAGGAUUCCUGAGCCAGCUCCGAAACCUGGACAUCAAAUUAAAUGAAGAAAGGAAAGGUGUCAGGAAAUCUGCUUGCAAAUAACCAUGAGAGAGCCCUGCAAAGAGAAAGUCUGAGAAAUUACCAUUGUCUUGUAUAGCUCUUAAAAAUUAAUCCCCUUCUACAAAGUAAGGUGUAAAUUAAAAAUACAGUGUAACACA